Lagopus muta (rock ptarmigan) is the source of this 2641-nucleotide messenger RNA. It is a transcript of the gene PRKACB, whose product is annotated as protein kinase cAMP-activated catalytic subunit beta. Gene Ontology annotation, molecular function: ATP binding; cAMP-dependent protein kinase activity. Lineage: Eukaryota; Metazoa; Chordata; Aves; Galliformes; Phasianidae. Gene Ontology annotation, biological process: peptidyl-serine phosphorylation. The transcript has 10 exons. Bases 563 to 1612 code for a protein of 349 amino acids. The record is from RefSeq and is a predicted model, not a curated record. Gene Ontology annotation, cellular component: nucleus; cAMP-dependent protein kinase complex.
GAUUGAAAUGCAGUUUUGAAUUUUUUGGGGACUGUUUUCCAUUUCUGUGCUGCCCACCACAUGGUGUGCAGUUCACACAUGUCGUCUUUUGGAGCGAAGCGCUAAGUAGUGGGAAGAUCACCCAAUUCCAGGUUUUAUAGUGAAUGCUGCAGUGAAGAUAGAUACACUUUUAUUAGCAACAGUUCCUUGGAUGUGUGUAUGUCUUGGAAUAGGUUAAUUAUUAGAGAUGCCAGCUUGAUCUUCUGAAAUUUUUUAAGCUGUGCUUAUUUCUGUGAUGCAACAUCUUUUUUUCACAUCGAAUUUAGCUGCCUUUGGUGUGUUGUUUUUCUUUUCUUUCUUUUUUUAUUUUUCAUUUGUUAAUCUUUGCUCAAACAUUCUGUGGUGUAGCGUGAGUCAUUCUGUCUGCGUGGGAAAGGACUGGUUUGUUGCAGGGUUCAGCCCUGAGUGGGGAGGGGAAAGGGUGAAAUGUAUUUAUGUUUUCUAUGUGUUUGUUGUGGAAAUGCAUAAAACAUUUUUUUUUUCUCUUUCUUUCCUCUCUUCAUCAUCUCAUCUGUGUGGGUGAAUGUUCCUGCAAACCCUUUGGGGACCUAUAGAGACCUUUGUGAAAGAGUUCCUAGCCAAAGCCAAAGAAGACUUUUUAAGAAAAUGGGAAAGCCCACCUCAGAAUACUGCUGGCCUAGAUGAUUUUGAGAGGCAAAAAACUCUUGGAACAGGAUCAUUUGGGAGAGUUAUGAUGGUGAAGCAUAAAGCCACAGAACAGUAUUAUGCCAUGAAGAUACUGGACAAACAAAAGGUUGUCAAGCUGAAGCAGAUAGAACACACACUGAAUGAAAAGAGAAUAUUACAAGCAGUGAACUUCCCUUUCCUUGUAAAACUGGAGUAUUCUUUUAAGGACAAUUCUAAUUUAUACAUGGUAAUGGAGUAUGUUCCUGGUGGUGAAAUGUUCUCACAUCUAAGAAGAAUCGGAAGGUUCAGUGAACCACAUGCACGGUUUUAUGCAGCUCAGAUAGUGCUAACAUUUGAGUACCUCCAUUCAUUAGACCUCAUCUACAGAGAUCUAAAGCCUGAAAAUCUUUUAAUUGAUCAGCAAGGAUACAUCCAGGUCACGGACUUUGGCUUUGCAAAAAGAGUAAAAGGAAGAACUUGGACGUUAUGUGGGACUCCAGAAUACCUGGCACCUGAAAUAAUUCUCAGCAAGGGUUACAACAAGGCAGUGGAUUGGUGGGCAUUAGGAGUGUUAAUCUAUGAAAUGGCAGCUGGAUAUCCCCCAUUCUUUGCAGAUCAACCCAUUCAAAUUUAUGAGAAGAUUGUUUCUGGCAAGGUAAGGUUCCCAUCACACUUCAGUUCAGACCUAAAGGAUCUUCUAAGAAAUUUACUCCAGGUAGAUUUGACCAAACGAUAUGGAAAUCUCAAGAAUGGUGUAAAUGACAUAAAGAACCACAAGUGGUUUGCGACUACAGAUUGGAUUGCCAUUUAUCAGAGAAAGGUAGAAGCUCCAUUCAUACCAAAGUGCAGAGGCCCUGGAGAUACCAGCAACUUUGAUGACUAUGAAGAAGAAGAUAUUCGUGCGUCUCUAACAGAAAAAUGUGCAAAAGAAUUUGCUGAUUUUUAGUAGGAGUAGGAGGACAAGAUGACAUCAGGGCUCACAUUGGGAUCUUUGCACUCUGUUAUCAGAUGAGGUGGAGCUGAGACCAUCAUAUGUCAAAACAGUUACCUAGUUACUUCAUUCCACAAAGCUGACUGAGGUCUUUAUUGCCAUCUUCCAUGUGUGCGGUUUGCACCAACCCUUCUAACUAGGCACAAUUAAGCAAGCACUGUUUGUGCAGUAACACAGAAUAAUAGACCACUUUCCUACUUAACUUUGGUUUCUGUCGUUCUUUGUUUCUGUGUAUUGUUCAUUUUUCCCCUUUAAAAUGAAGUAGUUUUUUACCCAAGAAUGCUCCAUUUUAUUUUGAAUAAUGUAUUAUUUGUGUGAGUGAAAUGGAAGGUGUUGCGGCUAGUGUGAUUUAGACUGAAGUGAAAGGUAAAUGUUGCUUCUAGUCUGUGCCAGCCAAUAAUUCUUGUCUGUCUCGUGUCUGAUGCUACAAUUUAUAAUAAUAAUUUUUUAGUAGCUCAGACUAAACCUAGCCAACAUUUUUAGCGUUUUUGAAGGUAGUAUUUAUCGCCAUAUAAAUGUCUGCUAAAUUAACUUAAAAAUGUUUCUUCCUGGGGACUGACCAAAAUUCAGUAGAAUCAAUUGGAAGGCUUAAGUAGGAGACAGUAGCUAGACCCCGUGCCUUGGUUUUCUACAUCCCUGCGGUUUUCGUCACUGCCUCCUUCCUUUGUAUUUCCACCUAGGCAGUAGGUCAAUUGCCAUAACCAGACUGUACCACCGAAAGCUUACAGUCUCAAGAGAGGGAGUAAUUCCAUCUGGUCUGGAUUUUGGACCAUAUUUAACCAAGUCAACUUACCAGCAUUUCAGUUGGCCAUAUGAAAUGACUUUUUUAAGAACAUUAACCCUAAACUCUUAAAGGAAGUUUUGGUCAGUAUUGUAGAGAAUGACUCAUUUUUAUUCUUUUUUCUUUUUUUUUUUUUCUCAGCCAAUAUUUGGGCUCCCAAAGUAUUCUUUGUUUUAAGCCUUUUUUUUUUUUUUUUUUUUAAA